Messenger RNA from Astyanax mexicanus (Mexican tetra), 8369 nucleotides. RefSeq lists its product as uncharacterized. Gene Ontology annotation, biological process: regulation of dendritic spine morphogenesis. The record is from RefSeq and is a predicted model, not a curated record. Gene Ontology annotation, cellular component: cytoplasm; postsynaptic density; actin cytoskeleton. The coding region runs from base 407 to 4042 and encodes 1211 amino acids. NCBI's taxonomy places the organism in Eukaryota, Metazoa, Chordata, Actinopteri, Characiformes, Acestrorhamphidae. The transcript has 21 exons.
CAGAUGAGGUCUGGCUGUGCCAUGCGGAGCUAAAGCCCUGCACCAGCAUGUGUUUGACGUACUGACACGCGCGCAAACACACGCAGCCGCACCACACUGACCAGCAGACGACUGGUGCUCGCUGCUUUUUUUCUCGGAAGAAGAGAGAGAGAGAGGGAAACGGAUCUGAGAGACAGAUGGAGGAGGAGAGGGAGAGGGACAGGGUGGGAGACAGGGAUGAAGAAAUGAAAGGAGAGAAGGCUUCCGCGUGAGGAAGAGGAGAACAAGUGGAGCGGUCGGAUAAAAGGAAAGAGGAGAAGUGGAGAAGAGGAGGAGCGCCUUUGGGCUUUGGGUCACUGCUGAUCCAUCAGGAAGGGUGGAGGAGUGAGGAAAGAGGGGUAUAGGAGAGAAGAGCAGGUGUGUGGUGAUGUUGCGGGGGGAGCAUGCCGAUUACCAGCGCCAGUACCACACGUUGGGCAGCGCCCCUCGCCGCUUCUCCAACCCAGACAUGGAGGCGCUGGCCAAGCUGCACAAGAGCGAGGCAGAGAGGCAACGGAGCAAGUACCCGCCCCAGCAUGCUGCCACACUCGUCAACACCAACUGCUCACGGCAGCAACAACCACAUUACUGGAGUUUUAAGGCAAGGACUCCUCGGGCCAGUGGUGGCCAGCAGUCUCUGGGGGAACAGGUGGGAGGCCGGGCGUUUUACGCCUCUGCAGAGAGUUUAGACAGCAUGGCCGACGCUGACGUGCCCCUGGGCUUCAGCCGCACCAACCGCCUCAGACAGAGUCUCCCGCUCGCCCGCUCGCCCAGCCAGAGCAAACUCAGAGCACCCGGGGUCCUGUUCCUGCAGUUUGGAGAUGAGACAAGGCGUGUUCACAUCACACAUGAGCUGACCAGCAUGGAGACACUGCAUGCUCUCAUCGUACACAUGUUCCCACAGAAGCUGACGAUGGGUGCUUUACGAUCACCCAGCACAGCCAUUCUCAUCAAGGAUGAGGCGCGCAACGUCUUCUAUGAGCUGGAAGACCCGCGGGAUGUUCACGACCGCUGUGUCAUUAAGAUCUACUGUCGUGAGCCUCCACUCCGGGACGCGCCCUAUAACACUCCUCACCACGGACACCACGGACACAUCACCAAUGGAGAUCUGAGGAGGGAGCUGGUGUAUGCCUCGAGGGAGUCUUCUCCAACUCGCCGCCUCAACACCCUCCCAUCCUCUUCAUCUCCUUCUGGCUCACCAUCGCGGUCAAACGCCCGCCUCUCCUACACGGGAGGCCGGCCCUCGUCUUAUGCUGGAGGCCCUCCACCUUCCCCCCAGCCCCACCCUCACCCUUACCAGCAUCAGCAUCAACACCAGCACCACGUCCCUGGGCAGGCGGCUCACGGGCAACCCGUGUUCUGCCCCUCACCCAGUGCCAUUCUGGAGCGAAGGGACGUGAAGCCGGAUGAGGAGAUGACAUCAGCAUCCAAGAGUGUGGUGCUGCUGAAGAACGAGGCCAUCUACGCAGACCCAUACGCGCUGAUCCACUCGCCCCAGGCCCUGGCGUACCGUCGAGGCUCCACGCGCUCAAUGGGUCCCUAUCCAGCUGCUGCACUGCACUGUGAGCUAGAGGGCGCCCUCUACAGGCCUGGAGGUCCCCUCUAUGCUGACCCCUAUGCGGCUGCAGGAUUCCGCACACUGCCUCCAGCCUCGCCUCAGAAAAUGCUGGAUGCGAGGGACCCCUAUGGACAGCAGCCAGGUCGAGGGUCACCAGGCAGACAGGCUUACAGGAAAGAUGGGGCGGUGUUUGUAGAGAGUCCAAAAGCCAGGGGCGGGGGGCCACCGAUGGACCAAAUGUGUGUGAUUGGGGGACCUGGAGGUGAUGGAGUGGCUUUGCCAGGGUACGCCACGCCACUGCCUGGCAAUGAAACGGAAACCAGAGACAGAAUGGAGGCAAUGGAGAAGCAGAUAGCAAGCCUGACUGGUCUUGUCCAGAGUGUCCUCACCCGGGCCCCUGAUAGUCCUGACAAAGCUGAAACAGCCAGUGACUGCUCAGCUCCAGAGACUGGCAGGUUUAGAAAAAGAAAAGCCAUGACUCCCUCCGCCCCUCUGGCCCUGAUGCCACCGCCACCCACUGGAGCAUCGCAGCCAAUCAACAUGUCCCGCUCAGAAAUGCAGCUUCACCUGAGUGAACUGCAGCACAGCAUAGCCGAGCUCCGAAGGCAGCUGACGCAGUUACGCAAACUACAGCUGCAGAAUCAGGAUUCAGUACAUGCGUUGCUGAGACAGACAGAGGCAGAUGUGGGCCUUUGCUUGAUUGAAGCGUCACGGACACAAGAGGACCCCCUCCAAAGACAGCGCCUCCUAGUGGAGGAGGAGAGACUGCGCUAUCUAAAUGAGGAGGAGCUGAUUAUACAGCAAUUACAUGAUCUGGAGAGAUCAGUGGAAGAAAUGAAGACUGGAGCCGGGUUAAACCAUCGCCUUAUAACCGAACAAGAGGUAGAACAGAAAAGUCAGGAGCUCAGGAGGCUUGGAGAGACCCUGACUGAUCUCAAGAAUCAGUUCCCGACGCUGCAGAGUAAGAUGCGUGUGGUGCUGAGGGUGGAGGUGGAGGCUGUGAAGUUUCUGAAGGAGGAGCCAUUGAGACUGGAUGCACUGCUGAAACGCUGCAGGAACAUCACAGACACACUCACACUGCUGAGGAGGCAGGUGUCAGAAGGCAUGUGGAAGACUCCUGAAGACUUCAGUAGCUCUCUAUCCAGCUCCAGUGAUGUUGACUUUGCGAAAAGCUGUGAUCUGGACAUCCUGACCAGUCCCUCUCUGAGCAGCCUGCCCGAGCUAGCGGCCUCAUUAUCAGGCACGAGCAGUCUCUCCACCUCCUUGCCGACCAGUGCCAACCAGGGGACUAGUCCCAACCUCACCACCACUGCCAGCAUAGGGGCCACUGCUAGUCUGUCCAGUGCUCUGGGUUCCAGUCUAGGGUCAGCUCUAGGGGGUGCUGCAAGUUUAACAGGCACCACCACCCUGGGGAGCUGGCUGGCCAGCACAGCGGUGGUGGACGGCAGUGUGCCUGAGCAGGACAGCACCUCGGUGGGUGCAGCAAAAAGCCGGGGCCUGGAGGAUCUUCCCACACGCAGAGAGGCGGACAAAGGAGUGUCAGUGGAAGUCCGCCUGGCAGCAGAGCGGGACUGGGAAGAGAAGCGGGCGAGUUUGACCCAGUUCAGUGCCCAGGACAUUAAUCGUCUCUUGGAGGAGACGCAGGCCGAGCUAAUGAAGGCCAUUCCUGAUUUGGACUUUGCUGCCAAGCAGAUCACCAAGCCGGCCGUGCCCCCUAAACCCCAGCUCUCCUCUCUGCCCAAACCCAUCACGCCCUCCUCCACCCCCUCCUCCACACCUGAACACCAACCUGGAAAAACCCCACCCAAACCCGCCAGCAAGGACACCCUCUCACGCCGGGAAUCAGGGGAGCUGACAGUGCCACGGUAUCGAACGGAAAAGCCGUCCAAAUCUCCACCUCCUCCACCACCACGCCGCAGCUUCCCAUCAGGCCACGGGCUCACGACCAACAGCAGCGGGGAGGUUAUCAUGGUUAACAAGAGCGUGAAAAAACUGGAAAAAAACGAAAACUGUGAGGAGCCGGACGCUCAGACUCAGUCUCAAACCCCGCCCAUUAAACUCAGGCGACCCUCCACCUCAGACGGACCCCGUCCUUCCUCCACUCCCCCGGUUAUCGCUGCCUCUGGGAUGAAGGAUGAUGAGGAUGAGGACGAGAGGAUCAUGGCAGAGCUUGAGAUCUUCCAGCGAGCACCAGUAAAAAUGACCAUCAUUCCCAAGCCCAGCACUCUCCCACGACCCUCUGGUCACAGCAGCAGUGCUUCCAGUUUGGGUCAGUGGACCUUCAGCUCUCUGUGGAGAGAGUCGAGCAGCACUCCACCCGGGUCAGCUAAGCUCGGGCCAUCAUCUGCAGCAUCCCGACUAAAGCACCUGCAGCAGAGCAGCCUGGAGCGGAAGAACAGGAAGCAGCGGGAGGACUUCCCCAAACUCCAGCAGGGCCAGCAGCAGGGACAGCGAGUUUGUUUUUAACCAUUUUGCAGGACGGGUAGACGUGGCUCAGCAUAGCCGUAGCCCACUUCUUGCUUAGGGGGGUUAUAUGGAGCAUACAGUAUUAUGGUAACACUUUUUUUGAAUGGGCUUCAUAACACCUACAUAGGGGCUUUGUUACUCAUUCAUCAGCAUUAAAGAAUACAUUUGUUAAGCAAUAUAAACGUGUAGCUAAUAUGUAUCGCUUAUGCUAUUAUUUAUAAUACACAUUCUUAAAGUCUUGGUCUUGGUUAUGAAUGUGUUAUCAAAAUCCUUAUGUAGGUACAGUUCAAAAAAGUUUUUUAGGGUUAAAUUAUUUAAAAAGAAAUAACUUUACCAUGCUGGGUCCUCUAGUUCUUGCGUUCCUCUGUCUGGCCCUAUUAGAGUUAGUAACAGCUGACCACUGCUUUCUGACAGACUCUGUAAAUGUCUUAGAGAGACGUCAUAACUUCCAUGUCCCUUUCUGCCCUAUACCUCUCUGUGGCCAGUCACAGCCUCUCUCUCUCUCUCCUUCUGGCAUGUAUGGCUGGUGUCAUUUUAGCCAAUCACUGUCCUUCGCUCUCUCCUCCCCCUGAGAUCUGAUCCUAUCUUAGGUGGUUAAUCCAUGCUGCAGGUGAAAGAAGUCCAUGAGGACGAUGGACACAGUGGACCCUGAGUAGGACGCUGAACAUCAAGCUUGCAUGUCUUACAAUGUGUGUAGUACAUUAGGGUAAGUUUAAAUAAGGUCAGGUUUUAGGCUAUUUUUUUGUUUUUGCUAAAUGUAACGAUAUAGGUAUUAAUAUAUGUACAAUAAAAUAACAUCAUAAGGUGCAUUAAUCCUGUAAACAUAUGCAGGUACUAAUUCCCAGUCAAGUGAACAAAGGUAUAGAGAGUGGCCAAAUGUGGAGUCAUGUGAGAAUGACAGAAAAGUAAUAAUCAUAUAAGCACUUAUUAAGAGACUUUACUAUAUCCUAAUAUAAAUGUCCAGAACACCACAUUAAAAAUAAAGACGAACAUCUAGCUAACUGUGAUCAAUUGUGAUAGUUAAUUAAUACCAAAAUGUGUUUAUGGAAUAGUAUUUGCUACAGUUAUAAUAUUUUGUAUUUUUAUACUUCAGAAAGAGAGAGGAUGAGAAACUAGAACAUUUGAAAAGGUUUGUAAGUCUGUGCACCUGCCAAGUAAGAUGUGCAUAAGAUUACUGUAUUCAGAGUAAAUUACUUGAUUAUAUUCUAACUUUCAUUCAUUGAGUCCUCAUCGUCUGACAGAUUUGAUGUUUAGCUGAGGAAAAUCUUUUGUUCCAUUUUUUUUAAACAGUUGUAUGUAAAUGUUUGGAGACCCCUGUUCAAAUUAUAAUUUUUUUUGUAGGUUUUCUAAGUGAAAGAGAACAUAUAUCUGCACACUUUAAUCCUCAGUUGCUGUUUAUUUUCUGUAUUUAACUCCCUAGUUUGUGUCAUUAUCCUUAAAACAUGUGUAAAACACUGAAACCACAGCCUGCUAACCUGCUAACUUAGCUAGCCAGCUUUUGUUUUGUUUUUUUGUUUUUUUGACAGAUGAGGUCAUGGUGAGAUUGUAUUUGUGUUCAGCACCAUGAUGAAGAUAUUCUGCGGUCAGGCUGUUUUGCAGUCAGCCUUCUUUAACCUUAUUUUAGUUCACUUUCCCUUAUAAUGUGGGCUCAUUUUUCAUCUUCUAAAGUAGCUAAUGCUAACAAUAACAUUAGCCAAGCUAGUGCACACAAACACCCAGGCAGGGCAGCAGUGGGAACUUGUUAAUGUGGUCUCAUUAAAACUGUAUGCAGUUUACUUUCUGCAGUAAUUCAGCUCCAUUGUUGUUGUUUUUUUAUAGCUAGAAUGUGUAAUAUAUUAUAUAUAAACAGUAAAUGGGAAGAAAAUUUAAUACAAAUACAGUCUGUUGUGCUAAGUAAAAUAUUCUAAAUGUCUGAACCUCUAAAAACUGAAUAUAAUUAAAUAGUGAACAAAUACAUGCAGUCUAUUAGUCAAGACACUUCUUAUUACAAAAUGACUACAUAGAUUUACUCAUGCUCUCUUAGACUUAGGUUUAAUCCUUAGACUUGUGUCUGUAGUGCAGCAUUUCAGCAGUCAGAAGUUAGCUUAGCAAUUGGGCUACGAUUGAGUACCUACAACAACUGGGAACAAAAAAAAACCUUAAAUUUUUACCUUUAUGUCUAUCCAGCCUCAUUGGCUUUGCCUAAAUGAUUCUCAUCUAAGGUGUUUCACGCAGCCAGACUUUAGCAUGUUCUCAGCAGAGUGUUGUCAUGCUAAGUAGUAAGCUAAUGCUAACUAGCUUCUCUUUGACUUAUGAUUUGUAGCAGGUAAACAUUUGCAGUUGUUCUCAGACUGACAGUUUAACAUUUAUUGAAUUAUUAUUAGCAAGCUGACCAUCCACGAAAAGCUACUGCCUACGCCCAGUAAUACCAUAUAUAAAACUAAUAUUUGUAUGUGAUAUUUCUUUUUCAGCUUAGCUAGUUGUCGGGGUUAAACAGGCAUGUGAUAACAUCUAGCUACCUUUUGUAGGUGAUUUGUUUCUUAGUUUCAAUACAAAAAAAAAAACAUAUAUAUUUUGACCAGGGGUUCCCAAGCAUUUACUCACACUGUCCAGCUGCCAUUUGAUUUCUCCCUGUGUUGAGCUAAAGUAAUACAAAGGUACACAAUAUUAGAGCUUUGUGUGGAUCUUGUGUUCUAAGACAAUCGUAAAGAUGUUCUAAAUAUGUUGGUGGAGCUUCUCUGCAGCACUUCAGAUUGUUUGCACCCUGCUUUAACAUGUGUCUAGCUUGACCAAUUGAACCAUCCAGCUUGAAAAUCAAAAUCUUAUAUAUAAUUAAUUUUAGUUUAUUUCUGGUAAUCAAUCAUAAACAUGGUUUGUCUCCUAUUUUUCAGUAUAUUAUGAGCUGUUAGAUUUAAAGCGUCGUCUUGUGUAGCCUUGUGUGUCCUUCUUACAAAGUUACAAGCUACACUUUUAAAAACAAAGAUGCUACAUUGGGUUCUUUGGACGAUGAUAUAAAAGAACCACAUUUGUUUCCCCAAAGAACCAUGUUUGUGAAAUGCCAUAACCUUGACAUCAAUAAAUAGCUUAUUCAUCCAGGAACCAAAAGUGUUCUUCUAUAGCAUUGCUAAAGAACCAUUUGUAUCACUCAGCAGGUGUAUUUUCUGCUCCUGUAACUGUAUACAGAAAUUUUAAAUCCACUCCAUUUACACUUUGGUUAAAUAUGGUCAAGUUCUGUCUCUAAUUUCCUUGUACAUCAUUUUCUCCUUUAAAAUCUCAACUAAAAUGCUGUGUAGUCCAAGACUGGUCCUAAUAAUUGUGAUCAUGUAAAAAACAUGUUAAUGCAAGGUGUAAAAAAGCCUCUUAAUUUUUCUAAAGUGCAUUUUACAAAACCUAGCUCUGACCAACCUCUUUAAACCUCAUGGGCGUACUGACCAGACAGUAAAGGACCACUGAGCCAAUUUUAACUGUCCAUGAAAAGUCAAUCGAUGGUGGUUUCUGGAAAGAAUAAAUAAAAUAAACUAUAUGCUAUACAUUGCACUUUGAAACCUAUGUUUUGCUUUGUUGGUGAUCCCCAACAAAGCCUAUACAAGCACAUCACCUAAGCACAGUUCUCUACUAGAAUAAAUCACUACAAAUAAGCAAAUGUUCUAAUGUAAAGAUAUAUUAGUGAGAUAAUACAGUCUAAAAUGAACACAUAGAGGCCUCUGAAUGAAAGUGUGAAAGAUUAGAGGAUUAGAGAAAAAGAAAAAAAAACUACUAACACACUAAAGUGUGUGUGUGGGGGGUGUAACUGUACAUGGACUGUGCAAUCACAGUAUACUAAUAUAGUGAAUUUGUAUGUAAGCUUUUUUUUUAUAAAGAGAUGUUAGUGCUAAACUGCAUGUACAGUAUACCUGAAGUCUGCAUGCAGAAUCAACUCUGUAAGCUCUGUUUCUGAGUGUAAAAUAGAUUGAAUUCUGUAUAAAUAAAGAUAUUUUUUGUUCCUUAUGUGUAGGUGGGUCGAUCAGACCUGUUUUACUGUUGUCUGUAACCUUGUAACUAAAACCAUCGUUCAAAACUGACAAACGGAUCUGUAACUGCGAGCGAUGUCGCUAGCUGUAGGAGACGUAGCUCAUCCAUGUUAAAGAAUGUGUGGAGUGUUUACAAAAAUGACAAAAAGACAUUUUUUUUGUGAUAAUAACAAUAAAGUGAGAAUGCACAUCGACCAAUAUAAAUAUAUCUAUAUGAAGAAAUUAUAAUGCUGCUCUUGUGGGGAAAAAAAUCUAAUGCUAAAAUCUAUGUACCAGAGACUGUUGGUUUUGUAUAUUCUUGUCGUGUUUUUUGUGAGUAAUAAAGUGGAUAUCUUGUA